UAUCUCACGAGCAAGUCGCAUUUAAUAUAACGCAGCAACGGAUGCUGCGCCGCGGCGCGGGUCCUGAUGCGGAUGGCGGGCUUCCGGCCCAGGCGCCCCAGUUGCUCUUUGGCGGUGAUGCAAAACAACCGCCAUGCAGCGGUCAGCUCGUGGCUCUGCAGCAGCGGCGUGUGGCGUUCGAGGCGGCCGGCUUGACGCCGGCCGAGGUCGCGAGCUGCUCCUCGCGGCGCCACGCGCAGUGCCAGCAGUCGCAGCUGAACGCCCUGCGCGCCUCCGCCCGCGCCGGCGUCAGUGGCUACCGCCCGCACCUGCGCGCGGCCGCCACCUCGGCCCUGACCGCCGCCAGCGCAGCCAUCGCCCAGUUCCAGCGCCGCGCAGCGGCGGAGGCAGCCGAGCUUGCGGAGUUUGAGGCAACGGACGCCGCCUCGACAAGCAACACCGCCGCCACAGCCGCCGGCGCCAAUGGAACCGCGACCACGAAUGCAGCGAGUACACUCGAUCCUGCCUCCGAUUCUGGAUUCAGCACCCAAGGCUACAGCUCCUCAGCCACGACCGCCACAGCAUCCACAAACACAUCAGCAACCACAUCCACAUCCACAUCCGCAUCCGCAAACACAUUCCAAUCAACACGCAAAGCCGGUGGCGCCGCGGGUGUGAAGGCGGGGCUGGUGACGUCGCAGGCGCUCAAGCGCGCAGGCCGGCCUCUGGAAGCGCUGGAGCGGGUGUUGGCAGAGCUGCGAGAGGUGCAAUCAGAUCUGGAGGUAAUAUCUCGGGAUUGCGACGCAGCUUCAAAGAGUGCCGAUGAUUCGGAGAGCCAGAUCCGGCAGGUGUUCGCAGGACUUGCCGGGACCCUGCAGCAGCAGCAGCGGCAGAAGCAGAAGCAACAGCAGGAGGAGGACAGGGCGCAGGCGCGGCAGGUGUUGCAGGUGGAACACGCGCGGCGCCAGGCGAUGAUACGUCAGCUGGAAGCGGCAAUAGCCAUGCGUAGCGCGGUCGCGCUGUCAAUCAAGUCGUUGCUGGAGGAGGUGGCGGACCUGGUUUCGAUUUUGGAUCCAUUCCGGGUGGCGGCGCAGCUGUCGAAGCUGGCGGCGGCGGCGGCGGGCGCGGGGAGCGGCGGCGGCGGCGGCGGCGGCGGCGGCGGCGACGUGACUUCUGCCGCGGACGAGCCCUGGCCCGGGCCGGACAGCUGGGUGGGGGACGGCGACGGCUGUCACAUAACCACCAGCUCCAGCAACCCCUUCAGCACCGGCAGUGACGCCAGCGUCACCGCCAUCAGGCUGCAGCGGCGCCGGGCGCUGGUGCUGAUCCGGGCGCUGAGGGCGCAGUGGCGGGACUGGUGGGAGGCCCGGCUGUCUCUGGGGCCGGCCUGCCGCGACGACGCCCUGCUACAGGCCUCAGUCCUGGCGGCGGCGGUGGUGGCGGCGGGGCCGGCGGGGGCGCUGGUGGCGGCAGGGGCGGCUGGCGCGGCGGGCGCGCAUGCAGCAGGCCACUGGGCCCGCCGGCUGGACCCGCUGGAGCAGCGCUGCCUCGUGUGCCUGCUGUCAGACCUGCAGGAGCCAGCGCAGCUGCAGUCGGUGCUGGCCGCCCAACACCGCCUGCGCCAGGCUGCAGCCGCAGCCGCAGCCGCAGCCGCCGCCACAGCCAUCGCCGCCUCAACCUCAGCCGCCGCCGCUGCCGCCACAGCACCCUGCUCGGCAGGCGGCACGGCGGCGGCGCGGCAGGUGGUGGGUCGCAUGCUCGGCGACCCCGCGCUGGUGGCUCUGGCGCGGCUGGUGGCAGGCAUUCGACUGCCCGCCCGCCGCACACCGCACCCGCCGCCCGCCGUGCUUGCCGGCCUGAAGGCGGCCUUCGCCGCGCGAGCCGCCGCCGCUGAGACCCGCGCCGCCGCUGGCGCCGCCGCCGCUGAGACCCGCGCCGCCGCCAAUGGCAAAGCUGGCGGUGACGGCGCAGGCGACGGCGGCGCCGCCGGUGAUGAUGAUGCCGGCGAGGGGGAGGAGCGGCAGCCGCUGCCUGCUGACCUUGCAGCCGACAUGACGCGGCUGCUGCUGGGUGUGCACUGGGCGGCGGCGCAGGCGGCGCUGGGGACCUACUGCGAUGCCGUGACGGCGGCGGGCGCCGGCGGCGGUCUGCCUGCGGGCGGGCCGGCGGCACAGGCGGCGGCGGCAGCGGGGGAGGAAGGGCAGCAGGCGGAGGCGGAGGCGGAUGGCGCGGUGGCGGUGGUGAUGGGAGGGGCGGCGGCACCGGAGGCGGAGAGUGGGGCUGGCGGGGCGGGAGGCGGCGCGAAAGAUGGCGAGGGCGAGGGCAAGGGCAAACGCGAGGGCGCGGGGGCCGGCGCGGGCGUGGGCGAAGGCGGGGGCGGGCAAGAGGGCCUGGUGGCGGCGGUGUGGGUGGCCUACGAUGCCGCGGUGACACGGGAGGCUGCGGCGUGGAAGGCAAGCAGCGCGGCAGCCCAGCAGCAGCUGCUGCAACGGGUGGAGGUGCUGGAGGCGACGGCGCGGCAGCAGCGGCAGGCGGCUGCCGCGGCAGUAGCAGGCGUCACGGCGCCGUCGGCGGCUGCCGCCGGCGCGGCGGUGGCGGCGGACGCGGUGGGGGCGGUGCUGAGCAAGACCUCGGCGUGCUUGAGUGAGUUGGAGGCGCGGGCGAAGCGGCUGGGGCUGCUGGCGUCGCAGGCAACGGCGCGCGCGUUGGCGCUGCUACCGCGGAUGAUGCGCGCUUACUGCGGCGUCGGCAGCAGCAGCAGCAGCAGCAGCAGCCGCAGUAGUAGCAGCAGUAGUAGCAGCGGUGGCGACGUCGGCAGUACCCGCAGAAGCGCUGGCAGCAGCCGUUGGGCGGCAGGGAGCGGUGGCAGUGGCGCCGGCGCCGGAGAGGUAUCUCACCAACAGGAGCAGCAGGAGCGGGAUGCGCCAGUGGACAGACUGUGUGAGUCAGGGGCGCCGGCGGCGGCUUUGGUACUUCGCAGCUGUGAGUGGCCGGGCCGGAGGUCGCGGGAGACACUGGCUCGGGCGCUGCUGCAGGCGGACACCGCACAGGUGCCCACUCCCGCCUUUCUGGUGGAGGGCGGAGAGGCUCUCCGGCAGCUGGCGGCGCACUGGGUGGUUCUGGACGCACUGGGCACGUAUAGGCGGGACUUCAUUUCGCAGCUGCUUACCGAGGGUCCCCUCCACAGCGGCAGUAGCAGCAGCAGCAGCAGCGGUGUUGGUGUUGGUGGCGGCGGUGCGGAUGCGGCGGUGCGGGUCGGGGCUGAGUACAUGCCGGCCGCGACCCUCGCGUGUGUGUCGCACAUGGGUCUUCAGAUGAUGACUGUGAGCCGGUCGGGCGCGCCCGGCGGUGCCGCCAGCACAGCUGCUACAGCCGCCGCCGCCACCACCGGCAAGCGCUGCUUCGAGGCUCGCCUGGUGCCUCUGGCGGCUAGCCCCCGCUCCGGUGGCAGUAGCUCUAGACCGGCGCCUGAGGUGCGCACCGCUGCUACAGCCGAUGCUACAGCCGCACCGGUCGGCAUCGACCACGUGUGGGCACACUUACAGCUGCAGCGGACAGGCGUGGUGGUCCGGCCUGCGCGCGGCGUGCCCUCCAGGGAUUACACGGCAGUGGUGCUGGAGAAGCUGCUGGAGAAGCGCGGCGUGGUGGUGGCGCUGAUGUCAGAUAGGCGCGGCGGCGAUGACGGCAGCGGCACCGACAGUGAUGAUGGCAGGGAUGUGGACUGGCUCACCUACGGCUUCCAAGUACUUACUCAGGUCCGCAGCCAGAUGCGGCGCCGGGGCCGCGACUGCCUUCUGGCGGCGCCUGGCUUCAUAGACCCAGCCACAGCAGCCCUGCGCCUCACCAUCCUGCCACGGCUGAGGCGGGCAAACCAGGACGCGAUGCGGCGCCUGGCCGCCGCCGCCGCCGCCGACGUCGCCCCUGCCGGCGGCGGCGGCGCCGCCGGCGCCGCCGCGGCGGUGGACGCGGCGGCGGCAGCGGUUGUGCUUGAGGGCUGGGCGGCGCAGAUCCAGGCGGCGACUGCGCAAGGCCUUCACGAGAUGCUGGGACUGGUGGGGUCUGUGACGGAGGAGGUGUCGCAGGCUGCGCACGCGCGAGUGCGGCUGGAUGCGCUGGAGGCCUCGCAGCGGCGCUGGCGGCAGGCGGCGCAGGAGGCUGAGCGGGAGGAGCGGCGGGGGAGCCGGAAGGCCAAGGCAACCGGCAAGGCGGCGUCGGCGGCUGUGGCGAGCGUCGAGGUGGCGUGCGGUUUUAUGGAAAGGGACAUGAGGCAGACGGCGGCUGAGCUUGAUGAGUUCCUGCCGGGUCUGUGUGGACGCCAGAAGCCAGAGCGGCAGCUGUGGCGGAGAGUCAGCGGCGCCGGCGGCGGCACCAGCGGCAGCGGCAGCAGCCCGAGCACUGCGCGCGCGGCAGACGGCGUCGGCGGCGGCAGCGGGGGCCGGCGUGUGCCGGCGGGUGGCGCGAGGGAGCGGCAGAGCGACUCGGGUGACGGUUCUGAUUCGGAUAACGAUAAGGAGGAGGAGGACGAAGUGGAGGGCUUGCCGGCGGCGGGAAGGGCGGGCCGUCGGCCGCGAUGGAGCAAGCUUGUGGUGCUACUGGUGGAAUGCGACCCAGCCGACCCGCGUGUGUUGCUGCCGCCGCUGCCGCCGCAGCCGCAGCCGGCAACGGGUUCGGGCUGAGGGCCUGCUCAAUCCGUGGGGCUGCGCGGCUCGGGGGCAUGAGGUUGUGGGGUCGGCGACGUCGACACGCUGAUGUGGGGUAUCCAAUGACCGGAUCGGCCGUGCGGGUGUGGGGAAGGAGUGCUGUAGGUGGUUGGUGCAGUAGGGAUUUGCCCCACGUGACGCUGUGGGGUUCCGGAUGGCGUGUGCACGCGCGGCAGGAUGGGCCUUGCAGUUCCGGUAGCAAGCGGAUACGUGUUACACAAGAGCAGAAGCUGCAGACCAAAAACGCUAUGGCGCAAAACGUGCAUAAUUGCAGGAACGGACGGGUUUGGUUGAGGACGGGAUUUGGGGCAUGGCUCACAACAGCGCGCGACGAGGCCGGUCCUGACACGGACUUGCCCUGUCUUGCGCUAGGCUGCCCAGCGGCUCUUGACGGAGGCUGACGGCAAAUUACUCGAGCCAGCUGUGGGCCGUGACAGUGCGGGCAGUGCCGCACACGUAAGCGGCGACCCUACGGGCCGAGCCACUUGGGCCGCGCACCGGCGGCUGGCACCAGGGCGGCGGUGAAGGGCUGAAGAGCAAAUGCGUACAAGAGCCGAGUAGGGGCGCGGAAGGGGGACUGGGGAGGUGUGGCUGAGGGAGGAGGGUUCUGGGUCGGGCGGCAGCCGCUCAGGGUGCAGGUGGUGCAGCAGCCUUUGGGAGUACGGGUGCAGCCCGUGCGUCAGUACAUGGGCGAUGCACUCGAGGCAUACUACUCACAUGUCCCUCGAGGCUCUGAGAGUCAUUGCCACGACUGUUGAGUCAAGUGCAGGCGGGCGGCGCGGGGGCUAGCAACGGCGUUCUGGAAAUCACAACACAGCAGGGCCAGGCAGGGUGACGACGCAAACGCGGGGCGGAAGACGCCAACACCUGGCUGCUCGAGUUUCCGGAUGCGUGUGAAGUCCGUUUGUGCAAGGACGCGGGCAAACUCAGGAAAGGCCGAGGACAGCUUGGAAAGGCCGUGGGGGUCAGCAGCCAAACCCUAGGUAGGGCUGCUGGCGGGCUACCUCAAGGGCUACCCUCUCCUAGCCUGCACCCUGACCAGUAAGGCCAACGCUCCAGGCUUGACUGCAGCUCCUUCCCGUCUGUGCGUGUGACAAGAUAGGCUGAAGGUUGCAGGGGAAGGCACGCGAUAAUGGCCAUGCGGGGGAGAAACGCAACAUCCCGGACAUGACAGGGUCAAGGCCCGUGCAACUCCGUCACGCCCC
Chlamydomonas reinhardtii is the source of this 5884-nucleotide messenger RNA. RefSeq lists its product as uncharacterized. NCBI's taxonomy places the organism in Eukaryota, Viridiplantae, Chlorophyta, Chlorophyceae, Chlamydomonadales, Chlamydomonadaceae. The transcript has 6 exons. The coding region runs from base 42 to 4655 and encodes 1537 amino acids. The record is from RefSeq and is a predicted model, not a curated record.